Hypoxylon fragiforme is the source of this 507-nucleotide messenger RNA. RefSeq lists its product as uncharacterized. Lineage: Eukaryota; Fungi; Ascomycota; Sordariomycetes; Xylariales; Hypoxylaceae. The transcript is spliced from 2 exons. Bases 1 to 507 code for a protein of 168 amino acids. The record is from RefSeq and is a predicted model, not a curated record.
AUGGUCUCCUUCCACGCCACCGUAAUCCCCGUGCUGAUCAAGUCCCUGCAAACCACAUCGACCCUCCUCGACAAGGCCGAGGCCCACGCCAAGGCGAAGGGGACCCCCUUCUCCUCGCUCUUCUCCGCGCGCCUCGUCGACGACAUGCUGCCGCUGUCGGCGCAGGUCACCAUCACGGUGCUGUUCGCGCGCAAGGGCAUCCAGCUGCUGACCACCCGCGACGACCUCGUCGCCGCCCUCGAGUACAAGGAGUACUCCGUCGAGGAGAGCCGCGCCCAGCUGGAGGAGACGCUGGAGGCGCUGCGGAAGGUGCUCCCCGAGCACGUCGAUGGGAAGGAGGAGGAGGUCGUGCAGGUGUCGAUGUAUGAGAAGAGCGCGGAUGUGUCGGCGAAGGACUGUACGUUGAACCAUACCCCCCUCCCGCCCCACCCCCAAUAUCAUCAUCAUCAUCAUCCAAAGUGCCUUGCCUCAGAAUCGCGCAGGCCGCACAUACAUAACCCACCUUAA